AUGUCUUCCCCGAAAUCUCGUGCUCAAUCUUCCUCUGUUCCAGUUCUUCCAGAUUACAUUACUGGGGCUGGGAUUGAUAAGCAUACGAUAGAGGUUAGGAGCAAGCUCCAUCCUUUUGCCCAGAAAAACCUAGACGAAAAUGUCCUCCAUUUGUUCGAAAACACCUUGGUGCUGGGGCCUCACUGGUUUGGUCCCGUUCCUCCCGAGAUGGCAGAGCUGAUGAAGAAGGAUGUUGAGGCCCCUCUAUGUUUCGAGAGUUCUUCUGCUCUGGCUUCUCACUCUUGGGUUAGCAAGAAUUUGAGCCAUUCGUUCCCGUCUAGUGAAGUGAGAAACAGUCCAGUCAAAUGGGCUGAUUGGAUUGACAGACUUCUUCCCCGUUUGGGGCUCACUGGAGGCGGGCUGGAAUUUAUGACGCCAUACUCCUAUCUAGGCAAUCUAUCAACAGGGAUGAGAACCUGCUUGCUGCUGCUCUGUGUUUCUGGAAUUCUGCCAGUAACACUUUCGAUUUUCGUAUAG
Molecule: messenger RNA, 516 nt
Organism: Prunus armeniaca (apricot)
Lineage: Eukaryota; Viridiplantae; Streptophyta; Magnoliopsida; Rosales; Rosaceae
Source: the annotation of a GenBank genome assembly